AUGGAAAUUAAUCCCAUCGCUGUCAUCCUUGUCUAUAUGGACAGUAAGGGGGAUCGUUUGCUCUAUCGAUAUCCCUAUACGGCCGACAAGGCAACAACCGCCCACACCCAGCUGCCAUCAUCCGGAAAUAGUACAUCGUCAUUGCCGCAUGUUGAUAGCAGCGGUAGUUUGACACAGAAAAGUUUCUCGGAGGUGCCGCAGAAGAAGCGCCACCGUUUCGCCUUGCAGAACGGUGAUGAUUUGCUGCAGACACAGCCGCUGAACAGUGCGGGAAAUAUUGCCGUAAAUAAGGCGGGUCAUUUGCAGGGUUUCUCCGAUGAUGUUUUGGCGCCACUCUUUGCCGUUAAACCCCAGCUGUGUAAUCAGAAAUUCGAGCUGAAGGUGAAUGAUGUGAGAUUUGUUAGCCAUCCGACAUUGGUGCCGCGACGGGAGCAGCAACAAAUGCAACAACAGCCUGCCAUGCAACGUUCUAAUUUUAUUAAUCCGUUGAGUGGUGGGGUAGCCGGAGGAGUGGGCCAGCAGCAACAACAGCCACAGCAAAUGCUGGUAAAUAUUGUGUUUGCUCUGCAUGCCCAAGCCAGCUAUUCAAUUGUGAAAUGUUAUUAUGAUUUAAGUAAACGUUUGGGCCUGGCCCUCAAGGUGGAGGAACAACGAGUGGGUUAUUUAACCGAGGAAACGGUAUUGAUGACACGCACCCAUGAUGAGGUUUCUUCACAGCAGUUACCCUUGGAGAGGGCAUUCGAUUUGAUAUCGGAACGUUGUACCCUGGCCCAAUCGCUGAAAUCCAUAUACCAUGAUUUGUGUACAACGGGACUGCUGAAUGCCACCAUUAAUCAGAAUCUUACACUGUGCUUUUGCCUGCCGGCCAAGGCCCAUCAGUUGCAUAAGAAAGGCAGUAUGGUUGAUCCGGAAACCAUAGAUGAUUGCCUGAAAUCGCUGAAACCCUAUCAUGGUAUGUUGUUACUGGUUGCUGUGGUGGAACUACUCGAUUGUAUCCCACCAGCAGCGGCUCGAAUGCUUUUCCAACUGAUUGAAGUCUAUACGCCGUUGAUGAGUUUACAAAGUAUGGCCUCAGAUGCGGAUCUAAGUAUCGAACAUGUCUAUAAGCUGGUAUCACAUUUGGUAUAUUGGGCCAAGGCCACCAUUAUCUAUCCGCUGUGUGAGACAAAUGUUUAUGUUAUAGCACCGGAUGCACCGCUCCACACCAAAUCACAUUUGGUUGAGAAAUUUUCGGCACGUUUUCCCGGUAUGUCGUUGUUUGAGGUGAUAUCGGAUUUUUCAUUGCCCACCAGUAUUGGGCAUUUGACAACACCACUACAGCAAUCGGCUCGACAGGGCAUUCUGGCGCAAAUGGUCCUCUGGAUGUUGCAACAUCAUUUGCUAAUGCAACUGCAUACCUAUGUGCAGUUUAUGCCCGGUGAUGUUGAUGAUAUGGAUGAUAGCAGUAGUGAUGACCAGGAGGAGGAUGAUGAUGUGGGUGCCGGUUGUGAACUAGAAUCGGCCUCAUUAAUGGAUUUGGCUGGCUCCAUUUUGGGUCAGGAUGAUAUGUUAAUUGCCGGCCGCAGUAGCAACAGUGAUGAUGAUAUGGUUGCCGGCUCGUUGUUAAGUUUAUCAAGUCAACCAUUACCCGUGCCACACACCAGUCGCCGCUCCAUUACUGAAGAUCGUUUUUCGGCCGGUGGUUCAACAACCUCGGAAAAUAUUGCUGCCCAACCCUCGUCAAGUCACAAAUCGAAUUUUAGCAUGACAGCAUCCCUGAGCACAGACAAUUGUGACAGCAUUGAUUCCAUCGAGGAUGAGGAAAAAAUUAAAGAACUUUUACAGGUAUUCGAUGAUGCCGAUCGGCCAGCCAUUCGGCGUAUACCAGCCUCAGCCAAUCUGGAUGAUUUGUCGUUAAUGGUCAAACUGUAUCAGGCGGGUUAUUUUAAAAGUGAACAUCAUCUGGAAGAGAUAAUGUAUUUUGAAAAUCUUAAACGUUCACAGCUUCUCCAGCUAUUGGAUAAAUUCCGGGAAGUGUUAAUUAUUUAUGAGACCGAAGAUCCGGCAAUAGCAUCAAUGUAUAACAAUAAAAUGCCAGGAGAGUGGUAA
This is a messenger RNA of Musca vetustissima, 2088 nucleotides long. Its product is annotated as GATOR complex protein NPRL3-like. The coding region runs from base 1 to 2088 and encodes 695 amino acids. The transcript has 3 exons. Lineage: Eukaryota; Metazoa; Arthropoda; Insecta; Diptera; Muscidae. The record is from RefSeq and is a predicted model, not a curated record. Gene Ontology annotation, cellular component: GATOR1 complex. Gene Ontology annotation, biological process: cellular response to amino acid starvation; positive regulation of autophagy; negative regulation of TORC1 signaling.